CUCAAUUGUGCGACGAGGAACAACAAACAUGAUCACCACAAACAGAAUUGCCCUCAAGGCCCAAAAGGCCAGGUCACAGGCCUUGGUCUGCCAAUUCUGCCAGCGAGCGGGAUCUCCUAGCCCUAUGUCCCGUUCGCUGCUUGCUCGGACUUACGCAUCCAACACCAGCCCGACCACCCCCAGCGUGCAUCGCGAGCGCUUCCCGCAAAGACAACAAUUGUGGACUCGUACGAACCAAGCUCCCAAACGAGCCAAGUCCAGCCAAGCAGGACAGUCCGCAGUACUACGAUUGGAUGAAGAGAUUGCCCAGAUCGUCCAAGAAUGUUCCAACCUCUGCAAAGCAGACGGCGUACCCGCCAACGAGGCCGUCACGCAAAUCCUCCAGCGAAGCGAGAAGAUCGCUGAGAUAAUCGCCCAACAUAGAGAAGCUCAGAUCAAGCAGAAGCAGGAACCGGAUGAAUUGUCCUCUCUCCUGGACCUUGACGAGCAGUCCAAUGCCGCACAGACAAAGCAACGACGACCCCGACAAACCCCCGAGCAACAAUCCACGCAGCUCUGCCAGGCCAUCCACAACCUGUUGACCGACGAGAAGGUCUUCAUCUCCCCCGAAGCUCUAGCCUCCUAUACCAAGAUUCACGUCCUGCUCCGCCAACCCGAACACUUCCCGGAGAUCUUCCACCUGUACGCCAACAAGCCGAUUCCGGAGGAGAAUAGCUCGCCAGUCCGGUUCAGCAAGGCAAACCCGAGCAGCAUCAACAGUGCCAUCCCCGUGGACUUGGCCAACGCGGCGCUGGAUGUCGCCAUCGCCCGACGCAACCUCUCCCUCGUUUUGGCUAUUAUCGACACCACGUUCUCCACCGCCGCUUUCCGCCGUGCCAAGGGCUACAAGAAGGCCGCUGUGCCCCUGGGAGGAUUGACUGCCGCCCCGGUGGCCUGCUACAUCCUCGCAACGUGGGCCGGGAGCCUUCAGAACACGAUGGAUCCCAGCACGGCGACUGGCAUUGCUUUUGCGGCGGGGUUGGCAUACGUGGGAGGAGUCUCCUCGGUUGGAUUAUUAGCCAUCACCACAGCCAAUGACCAGAUGAAACGCGUGACUUGGCAGUCUGGUAUUCCGCUGCGGCACCGGUGGCUCCGCGAGGAGGAGCGGGCGGCCUUCGAUAAGGUCGCCCUUGCGUGGGGGUUUAAAAACGUUUACAUGAGAGGUGAAGAGGAAGGCGAGGAAUGGGAAACUCUGCGAGAGUUUAUCGGAAUGAGGGGGAUGAUCUUGGAUAAGACGGAGCUGAUGGAGGGUAUGCAAUAAAUGGUGACCUUGACUGAAUCGAAUAAAGAUGUACUGUACUGUACCAUAUAGCCCAACAUAUUACCGUGUUCA
This is a messenger RNA of Aspergillus saccharolyticus JOP 1030-1, 1372 nucleotides long. RefSeq lists its product as uncharacterized. Bases 29 to 1300 code for a protein of 423 amino acids. The record is from RefSeq and is a predicted model, not a curated record. NCBI's taxonomy places the organism in Eukaryota, Fungi, Ascomycota, Eurotiomycetes, Eurotiales, Aspergillaceae. The transcript has a single exon.